Messenger RNA from Porites lobata, 7692 nucleotides. The record is from the annotation of a GenBank genome assembly. NCBI's taxonomy places the organism in Eukaryota, Metazoa, Cnidaria, Anthozoa, Scleractinia, Poritidae.
CGACCCGGUACGUCUGAACGAAGAAUGAAAAUACUUCUGUCCCUUUGUUUGUUGUGGAGUUUGGUUUGUCUUGCAGUUACAAUCGAUGCGGUGAGUUUGUAUUUGUUUCCUAAUGCCCAUGAAAAGUUUUCAUCCCAUUGUACAACAGAACCGUUAUUAAAAGAUUGCAUCCAUCAUACAUGUAGUUUCGCGUGAUCGGAAAAAUUUGGAAGCGUGGCGUUGCUUUCAGAAUUUCACUGUCGACGUAACGAAUUUGCUUUUACUCACUUUUUACACUAGAUAUUCUUUAUCUUUCAUACCGUUUGCAGCCUUAUUAAACUGGCGACACGACAAUUUUCCGUGAUUUGUUUUGUGUCCCACAUACAGUAAAACAAAGGCCCAAUUGUUUCCAGCAGAUCACCAAAGGCCCAUUCCAGAUGAUAGACUCAUGAUAACCGAGCGACAUUAUUUUACAUAUAUUCAUAGUACAGUAAUCAGAGUAAUAGCUUUCACAAUAAAUGCUGUUUAGCAAUAUAAUUCUGUAAGCACAUAAGAUUAAUGCCCCUCGCCCCCAACAGGCUUUAAGAAUUUUCAAGUAUUCAAUGAGUGUUCGAGUAAUUAUGAAUUCCGUUUCUUUCUCCGGUUGACGCACCCAUAUCACCUAGCCUUGGCCUGCUGAAGAUGACGAACUGCUUCAAACUCAAAACAAAGGUUUGUUGGCGAUUAUUCUCACUUCUCCCCAGUGACGCCAAUGGAUGAAUGCUCCUAUACUGCAAAGCAAUUAUAAAGCUGGGUUGGGAGGUAGUGUCAUUGCGAAAAAGAAAGAAAAGUACUGAUAUAGUGAUCAUAUGUAGGAUUUUUACAUCACUGACAUUGCCUCAAGCAUCUUCUCAGGGGGCCCUGAUAAACGAAAAAACUUGAAAAGCAUUAGUUUUACUGCUUUGGUAAUGAUAAGGGUAAGUUAGCACUAUCCUAAUUCUCAGAUGGUCCCUGUGUCUCAGCCUGGGAACAGGUUCUGCAGUGGGGAAAAAGGCAAAAAACGGGGUCAAAUAGGAAAAAUAUUGGCAAACAAAGCGAGCUGAGCAGUGGACCCUUUCCCCUCCCCAGACUACCCCUCGGCUUGCGUCGCUUGCUGAUUUUUUCUCCUUUUCCACCAAUGAAGGGCCUGGUCCCAGGCUAGGUGUCUCAGUGCAAGGUUAUCCUGGCUCUUAACUGCAACCCUUUGUCAAGAAAUUUCUAAAUAAUUUUUACAAAAUGCCAAGGUAAAGGGGGAACUGUGCACCCACCCCCCAUAACAGCCACACCUCGAUCAGCAUCCACUACUGAAACAAAAUGGUCCAUGCACGGCAGCCAGGGCCUUUUGACAGAUUUUUUACGUAUGCAGUGGAACCUCAAUUGAAUGAAGGGUCAAGGGACUGGCAAAAUGUGUUCGUUAUAUCAAGGCUCUUUUCCAUACAUCUUACUAUGACUGGGGAAAAGAAAAUCGUUUGUUAUACUUCAAGGACUUGGUCAUCUAGAGGUUUGUGAUAUCAAGGCUCCAGUGUAGGUUUUUUUUGUGCAUGAAGUGCUGUCCAUGUGGAAGAAAUGGAGCAAUUAUUUGGAGUGUAUGCAGUCAGUUCAUCAGCCACCUAUCUGUGAAAAACUUAAAUGAAUUGAGCCAAAGAUAAAUUAUUAUGAUUCUCACAUGACCAAACAAAUGUUAGGCUUUCUUGGUAGUAUCUCAUAUAACCAUACAGAGAUUUUUUGUACAUGGGUACUCAGGUUAUUUUCUAUGGGCCAUUGUUAUCGCAUAUUGUCCAUUUUCACUCACAUUGUAACAAAAUAAUAGACCCUAUCAUAGUUUUUCCGCUUUUGACAUGGACCUGAGUGUAAUACAAAAAGAUGUUUGUAUUGUGGCAUUGUAGGGGGCAAGUUUGUGACCCCCCCUCCCUAUAAAUGAGCCUCUGUAAACUUUUGCGACCUUGAGGAGCUAUAUCUUUGUUAUUUUUUAACAAAUCUCUUUCAAACUUGGCAAUUUUGCUAAUUUAAAGGUGCUCUUUCCAGCAGAGAUGAGAGAUUUUCCCUUACUUGUAUAAUUUACUCAGAAAAAUCAUCAUUUCAAUCUUUGUGUCUUGAAUUCUGAUUUUAGAUCCAUGUACCAAUAUUCUAUGUCAUGCCGGCCAGGAGUGUGCUGUUGUAGGUAGAAAUGCUGCCUGUAAUUGCAAGAAAUCAUGUCCUGAGAGUGAAAAUACAGUGUGUGGAUCCAAUGGGAUAACGUUUCCCAACCACUGUGAGCUGCACAGGACUGCCUGCUUGGAGGGAAAAAAGAUCUCCAUCAAGCAUGAUGGGACAUGCAAAGGUGUUUACAAUACCAUUAGUCUGCUUUUUAGUCCAGUGGGAACUCUGGUUUUUUUGAUGCACAAAGUUUUUUGGGGGGUGUGAAAUUUUUCAUUCCGCAAUUUCUGAUUGGGUAGGAAUUUGAAUAAUUUUCACAAGUAGUUUUUCUGUGGCUUGAUUUCAUUAGGAACUUUUGGGGGGUAUUCAAAACUAAUUCAAACAUUCAUAAUACUGCCUACCUUUCCUUUAAUCAGUAUAGAUCUCUUCCCUAAUUAGUAGGAUGUGUAGAGGAAUUCUAACAGUGCUCGUGUAGUCGAACCUCUGCCAGUACCACCUCCCUACAGUGGCCUUCUCUUCACAGUGGCCCCUGUUUUUUCCCCUGCAUAAACUCUCUUUUUUUAUCCUCUCCUACAUAAUUUGGCUAGUUUGCUCUUUCCUAAAGGUGGUUGUUGUGUAAGAGAAUACGGUGUUCCAAAGAACUAACAAAACAAAGCCACCUGAUUUGAAGGGUAAUAAUUAAGUGCUAAGGCCCUGUUUGUGCUAAGCAAAAUUUUGUUUGUUUGACGCAAUAAAAAAAUCUGCCAACAGAAAGCCAUUUCUAAUGCAAACAAGUUUUUUCAACAACCAAAGUUUUGUCGGCUCUCAUGAAAGUUCAAAGAUGCCAUAAUUUGAGAAGAUUGGGAGGCCUACAAUUUUUUGUCAGGCGACAAACUCAUUAUUUUGUUCCUUGAGAGCCAUCCUUCUUCAGGUCAUCUUAUUUCAUGAACGUGACCAAUUAAAGGAACUUUAAUGAUGUUUCUGUUUAGACAAAAACUUUCGAGUGUCUCUGAUGCAACCAAGGUGGCAAAAACAAAAAAUUGUUGAGUACAAAAUUUUCAAAUUCUUUGCGGGCGCCAAACUCUAUUUUUUGUCGUAGUGUGAACUGGGCCUUACUUAACUUGCAGCUGAACUUAUGCCUAGCAUUCUCUCGACAGCACUAACUUUUUUUCUCAUGGUGGGUAUACAUUCUUAUAAUUUUUGUCUUUGCAAUGGCCAAUUCACUAUUUCCCCAAAAUGGUUGUUUUGGAGAGGCUGUAGCCUGCAUCACUGACACCGGCUGAGGUGUAUCAAGAAACUAAUAAUUUACCCAACUGAUAUUUUUUUAACAACAGGACAACCAACCCAUUCUCCUCCUUCUGCAAAGGUUAAUAAGUCAAAACCAGGUAAGUUUAUCUUUUGUUUUUUUUUUCAAGGAUAGCUAAUGAAAGGGUGUAAAAUGAUGCACCCUAACACUCGUCUACACUUGUUCAUGCCUAUACAGUCCGGAUUUCUUGAACCCUUGGUUUUCCAAACUGCAAUUAUUCUAACCAAAAGUGUCCUCCCUUUUCCAGUCAACCACUGAUGAUAAUUUUACCUCCAACUUUUCAAAUGACCCAAUUAUCUGAACCAAUAUACUUCUCCCUUAAUGGUUUCAAAAAUCGUGUUGCUCCUGUAUGUGUCAAAAGUCAAAAUUAAAUGUUAUUAGAUGGUUAACAUGUUCUCUACUAAAUCUAAUAAGCUCUGGAGGUUCAGUACCUAGGUUCAUAAGGUGCAGGGAGUUACAAAUCAUUAAGCUAUUUAAAAUUAUUGUACCUCAUAGCCAUCAGAAGUGUCAUAUUUGUGUAAUAUUACUUUAUUCCCAUGAGCUUUGCGAGAUUCUGCGAAAAAUAUGCAUAUUUCUAGUAAAAUGAACCUGCCCUUGUACACCAGUAUUGGGUACGCAUUAAAUUCAUAUGCCAUCUGGAAAAUGUCAUUGUCUUAUUGAUCUUUUAGUUGUCUGUUAUGAGCAUGACCGUGAUGAAAUACGCAGCCGUCUAAUUGGAUGGUUACAGCGCCAAGAUACAUCCCUGAAAGGAGUUGAAGGGUACAAGAAUCUCCUAAAGUUUUUCUUUGACUUGGUUGAUAAAAACAAGGAUGGAAAACUUGAUGCUACUGAGUUCAGAGAAUUUGUUGCUGCAAAUCAAUCAGCUGAUGAGGUAUUACCCUUAUUGAUAUAUGUCUGACUUGGCUUAGCUGAUAGGUAGCAAUCAUUAUUAUCAAAUCUUUGAUACCUCAUUUCAAUAUGCCCAUUCUCUACACUGUUCUGAAUCUCAGUCUGAUCCCAAAAGGUAGUAUAUUCAGAUGUUGUUGGUGACUUUCCUGGGCUUUAGUCGGGUUUGGUGGCUUCAUUCACACCUUCCUAGAUAAGUUGAGAUCAUGACAGUUUUCACAUGUUUAAAAUGUAGGUUGCCAGCAUGGAAGAGUACACCAACCCCAUCCUGCAAAAAUUGUGCGCCGAUGCUCUGAUUUCAAUUAGUGAUGAGGAUUCAGACGGGGAACUAAGUUUUCAUGAGUUCAUGAAAUGUUUGAGUUCAGGUGUGUAUCAGGAGUCACCAUAAAGUAAAUCCCAAAUAAUAAAUAUUAGGAGGCUCAUUUCUUUCAAGCAAAUUUGAUCAGGGGGAGCCUACUAGAGAGGAGGGUUUUAUUUAAUGUAGCGACACAGUGGUAUCAGAGAAAGGUAAGGAACCAGACUGGAGUUAUGGUCAUACUCUAAUUCCUGUUUUGGGUAAUGGGAAUGGCUGUUUGACGGAGAUUUAUAGGUGACAUAAAUUGCUCCUUACUCUAAGCAAGGCAAGUUUUAUUGUAUUCAAUAUUAUUUUGUGUAUGUCAGAAGGAAGUGCUAGGAGAGGGGGAGGGAGGGGCUGUGACAAGGAGUGGUUCAGUAAAACUGCAUGCAGUAUUUCCAACAAAAACAGUAAAGAACGAUUAUUUUUUCUUAAUGCUUUUUUGCUUACAUAUGUUAACGAAUGCUUGAAUUUAUUGCUAGAAGAGAUAAUGAUUACUAUUAUAUUUUAUCACUAGUGAGAACUUAUCAUUUGACUUUGUAAAUUAAUUCAUUGUCUAAGCAUUAGAAUUAGAUUUACCAGUUCAUACCAAUGCACUGAAGCUAGAGGCUUAUAUGGUGAGAACUGUUUAGCAAAGAAGACACUCAGACAUUUCUUCAUUGAUGCUAAUAUAUAUUAUGAACAAACUUUUUAUCUUACAGAAUUCAAACCAACAAAGAAAGGUAGUGUAGUUACUAUAUUUUUAAUGUAGAAAACAUGAUUCUCUCUCUUCCCUUAAAGGUUUUACUGAGUUUUCUUCUUUAACUGUGAGUCAGUUAAAUGCACUAAAAAACAAUAUAACCUUGCCAUGCAAUAAUAUGCAAGAAAGAAGUGUGAUGUGCAGUUUACAUAAGCAGGUAUUUUUGUUGUUCAAGUGAUUUAUUUGUGUCAUUUUAAUCAUUUUAGAUUGUGAGCUGGACGAUGAGGCUUAUGGAGAUGGCUCAGAGAUUCCAACCAGUGAUUGUAACACCUGGUAAGACCAACAUUGGGAAUUUCAAUUUGGUAUUGAACAGUCAUCUAAUUCAUAAUCAUUUUUAAUACGUAAUAUAAAUCAUUAUUGAGAUUGCCAAUGUUUUGCUCAUCAUUAAAAUUCAUCAGAACUAGGCCAAGCCCGUCCACUGUGAAAGUCCAUGUAAGCUACUGAUAAAUUUCUCUAGUAGAUAGAACCCUCUUAACUGCAAAAUAUGACAUUGUAUAGUUCCAGAAGUAAUUGUAUAUAGUAAAAUAACUACUGUGUCAUGUGAAAAGUUGUAUUCUAACUGUUGUGUCAUUCCAGUGUCUGUGCUUGUGGGCAGUGGGUCUGUACUACCUUGAAAUGUGAUGGUGAGUAAAUACCAUUAUUGUCAUCAUCUUGCUCAUGGUUAUCAUAACCAUCAUUAUCACCAUCACCAUCAUCAUCAUCAUCAUUAUCAACAACGUCACAUUUGUUGACAUCAACAAUGUCAUCAUCAUUACCUUGAACUUAAUUUCCAUAUAUAACAGCUUUCGUUUGUGUAAGAUUAUCUCCAGCUGAUGCUGUGAAAAUGAAUAACGUUUAUGAAUAUUGCAACAGUUUUGAUGUGUCCUGCAUGUUUGGUAUGGUGUUUGUAAGCUAUCCCUGGCCAUCACAGAUACUAUGGAUCAGGAAGCAAUGAGAAACUUAACACACCAACUGACACUGCUUUGCUUCAAAGCAAAUCUUCUUUUACACGCAACGUUCUGUUUCAACCUCUCAGUGAAACAACACUGGCUUUUGAAAAAGGUAAGGAGGCUUGGAAAGGCCGGUUGGAAUGACAAUGAAAACAGCAAUAAAAAGGACAACCUGGGAUCCCCCUUGUCUUUAAUUUUUGGAGAGCAAGUGAGACACAGCCCCCUGCAGAUGUGCAUAAGGAUUUGAAAAAAAGAGUUCCUGAAUUAUUUUCGGGAAUGUUGCAAGGGCAAAAGAAUGAUCAAUUUUUAUGUACCUGGCUGAAGCGAUAAAAAGUGAAGCAAAGUUACUUGGGGUUUUAUUUUUUUAUGAACUUUGGUUAACGAAUCCAAACCCUCUUCAGACGUCUCGUCAAGGGGAUGUCAUCUGGUUCCCCUAUGCUACGUGUAACCUACAAUCAGGGAAUAAGUGAAUUAAACUCUGUUAAUAAUAUAUUUUCCGAUUCUGAUUUAAAAUCAUAUUAGCUUUUAAUUUUAUACCCCUACCUUCAUCCUUAUGUGCUUCUUCUUCUUUGCCACUUCUCAGGGAGUGAGGGGAAUCUGGCAAGUGCUGAGACAAGUGAAGAUGAAGUGGAGGGACAGAAAUUCAUCGUGAAUGGUGAGGAAGCCGAAGAGCAGCUUACAAGAGGAGUCAUUCAACGUGAAGAAAAACUAAUUCAUCAACAUCAAAGAAAGGUCCUUCCGCUGUAUAAACCACGGCAACACCAAAAGCACAGAAAACAUGGCAAACAUGGCUCCCGGGCGAGAAACUUUAGAGAUGAGUAACUUGAGGUGUCAAAGACGGUUUAAAAGGGAGAAAAAAACCGGCCAAAAAGCAAUGCUGUUGCAUAUCAUAUUAGUUUGGAAACUACAAAAGAAUCUAUAUCAAUUUCACUUAAUGUUAUUGCACUCUUAUAACACUUGAAUAAAUGUUUUUUGUUUAUGAGGAUCACUUGUUUUAUUUCAGUAUUAGUUAUUAUCUCAAACAGCAUCAAGUCCUAAACUCUUAACAAAAGUAAGCUAGGAACAGAGGCACAUUGCAAACUUGUGACAACAAGCAGGGAUUGAAAGGCUCUAUCACAAUUUCUAAUGUCAAUGUAACUCAGCGGUGCACAAGGAACAAGCCUUUUAUAAAAGGUUAUGUACCAAGAUGUUUCCAUACCUGUAGCUCUAAUUAUGUCAUGAACUGGUGUGACCAAUUAUAGGGCAAAUAUAAAUUUAUUUGAGAAUUUCCUAAUGCAAGUAACCACAUCAGCUUGCUAUUUCUGUUUGAACAACACAUAAGUUCGAGUAAUAGGAUAAACUGUUUGACAUUUGCAAAUCCAAACACUUUUUACAGUGUAUCAUGUUU